Molecule: messenger RNA, 2428 nt
Organism: Styela clava
Lineage: Eukaryota; Metazoa; Chordata; Ascidiacea; Stolidobranchia; Styelidae
Biological process (GO): regulation of transcription by RNA polymerase II
Molecular function (GO): DNA-binding transcription factor activity, RNA polymerase II-specific; protein binding; RNA polymerase II cis-regulatory region sequence-specific DNA binding
Source: RefSeq, a predicted model, not a curated record
AUACAGAAUGUAGUUUGAAAAGUUUGCUCAGUGGUGGAAAAUGUCCAAUUUGAAUGAGGAAUGUUCGGCAAUUGACAAUAUAUAUUUGCAAAGCGCUCCACUCGUGGCAAAAGAUCAUGAUCGAGCACUUCUUUCUGCAUUGCACCAGCAACAAAAAUCUGGGAAUUUAUGUGAUGUUUGGCUUGUGAUAGAGAAUGAAAGAUUUCCAGCACACAAAGCUGUACUUGCCUCAUUCAGCUCGUAUUUUCACACUUUAUUUGAAAAUGGACAACAUGAGGAUGAAGCUAAAUCAAAGGCAUGCAAUGUCAAGGAAAUAAUUCUGUCAUCAGUAAAGAAAAGUACUUUUCUGGUCAUUCUCAACUUCAUCUACACAUCUAAUCUUCACGUAGUCAAAGAGAAUUUUAACGAUAUUCUUAGGACUUCAAGAAAAUUACAAAUUUCUGGUAUUGUUGAACUAUGCACAAAAGUGAUAGAAGAUGAAAUUAUAUUACCAACAUUAAUUGAUGCCGAAAAGCCACAAAACAAUGCAGAGGUUGAGGCAGACAAUCAAGCAACCAAUAAAAUUCUGUAUGUGGAUUUGAAUGAUUGUGCUGAUGAGAAUAGCGUUACUGGUGAAAUAACACAAGAUUCUGGUCAGAACUUGGAAAAGGACUCUGACGUUUCCAAUGGCAAUUAUCGGCAACAUGUCACUGGUAAGUCACAUCAUCUUGGAUUUGAGAAGCUUCCAGACACUCAUUCUAAUGGAUGGCCGAUGAGAUCAAGAGUUACGUCAUCUAGCUGUAUCUUACAAUCACCAACCAAUUGCAGAAAUGAACCUCAUUCUAUGGCAGAGCCACUCCAAGUCAGGUCUGUGUAUUCUAUUGCAACACAUACAAAAGGAAAGAAACCAACAGGAUUAGUUACAAAUGCAACAAGUUCUUCCAGUGCAACUCAACCAUGCUUCAGUCACAAUCUAAACGCCCAAAAUUCUAAUGUGAAGGUUCGACCUAGGAAAGUUUACACUUGUUCUCACUGUGAAAAACCGUUCAGCAAAAAAGCCAACCUGCAGCGUCAUAUUUUAAUCAAACACACAACCGGUCAUCGGUAUUCCUGUCCAAAAUGUAAUAAAACAUAUGCUAUCAAGCAAUCACUUCGCUACCACCUAACAACAUCAGAUUGUAUGAAAUUACCAACAUUGCAUCGAGAUACUCCGAGCACUAUAAAUACAACAGAACAACUAACACAGCCAUUAUCUUCUUAUAAUCAUCAUGCAAAUUCGAAUCAUUUGCUUGACUUAUCUUCUCUCGAAAUGCAACAAUAUGCAAAUAUACACAGCAACCAAAAAGUACCAAUAAGUAAUGCUGAAGUGACGCUCAGUAAUGGUUUUCCACAUCAGUCAUCACUGGUAUCAACAAGUGUAGAAGACGUUAUAGCAUUGAAUAUCCCGACCACAGUAACACUGUUUCCAACCAUAGCAAACCUUGAUAUGUCGACAUCGUUUGAUCCAAGUACUAUAGAUGGAACAAUUAGUAAAUUCGCACAAUCAUCUUCAACAUUCUCUCAUUUGUCACAUUCUACUCCUGUCUAUGAACAAAGCACAAACAGUGAUGAUGACAUGCCAACUAUCAGCAGAGUACAAAGUAUCCGACAAUCUUUCCUAUCAGACCAAGGAGAAGGUGAGGAUGACUCUGCUACCAUGACGACACCUUUCAUGAAUGACCAACUAUCCUCACAAUCUGACUUGUCCUCAUGUCCAACUACACAAACUAUGACAACAAUCAUAAAUAGUGCACCUGGUACACCAGUAGAUGGCGAAUGCUCAAGUGGAUCAGUAUCCAAUAUGAAAACAACUGAUGAGCAUACUGACAUAUCAGGAUUGAAUCCUGUUGAUAUUUCAUCGUUUGCUGAUCUGUUGAAUUUGUCUAAUACAGUGGAAGGUAACAGGUACCAUCCUAUACAACCUGCACUCGCCACAACACACAGUUAUGAUUAUCCCAGCAAUGCAAAUCAUUUUCCGACUACAGCCAAUGCAAAUAUAAAUAUUGAUAAUAAUGUUCAUGUUUGUGUGACUUGCAAUCACUUGUUCUCAUCCAUGGAAGCAUUUGAUCAACACAAAAGGAAAUGUUGUAAAUGUCCGUUCUGUAACAGACUAUUCACAGCGUAUAACAAUAUGAAGAGGCAUAUCAACAUUUUCCACAUCAAGCAGAAACCCCAUAAAUGUAAAGUAUGUGGCCGUGCAUAUGGCAUCAAACAAAGCAUGCGGAUUCAUAUGCUCAACAAACAUGGGAUCCCAUUCAUCACAAGGAAAUAUCAGUACAAGAAUAGAGAUUCCAAGAUUAUCUAAGAUUUCCAUUCAUACAAGGAAUAUUGUGUAGUUUUUGUUCUUUCCAUUAACUGGAGCAUUAUUGUGUUAUAUUAUUUUGUGCAAUAUCUACCGACUAAACUGCUA